This is a messenger RNA of Bacillus rossius redtenbacheri, 18823 nucleotides long. RefSeq names its product intermembrane lipid transfer protein Vps13D (gene Vps13D). Gene Ontology annotation, biological process: mitochondrion organization; protein retention in Golgi apparatus; protein targeting to vacuole. Bases 26 to 12619 code for a protein of 4197 amino acids. Gene Ontology annotation, molecular function: protein binding. Gene Ontology annotation, cellular component: extrinsic component of membrane. Lineage: Eukaryota; Metazoa; Arthropoda; Insecta; Phasmatodea; Bacillidae. The transcript has 66 exons. The record is from RefSeq and is a predicted model, not a curated record.
GCUUUAAUUUGUAAUAAUAUUUUUAAUGGUGCUUUUUGAUGUGUUUUCAGGAAGCGUGACGUGUACCUGCUUGUGUUACUAUGAGGUGAAGGAAUCCAAAAUGCUGGAACGUCUGGUAGCAUGGGUGUUGAACAACUACCUCGGAAAGUACGUCGAGAAUCUGAACACAGCACAACUCAGCAUAGAAGUUUUGCAAGGGGAGGUGGAGCUGGAGAACCUGCCGCUGAAGAAGGAUGCCCUGCGGCAUGUGGGCCUGCCGGUGCAGCUGCUCUCGGGCAACAUCGGCAAGGUGAAGCUGCAGAUACCCGUGUCGCAGCUGCGCAGCGCCCCCUGGGUCAUCCUCGUGGAGCGGGUGUGCCUGGUGGUCGGCCCUAUCAGGCUGGACGAGUGGGACUGGGAGGCGGAGGAGCGAGCCGCCAACGAGUACAAGCUGUACCAACUCGACAGCCUGGAAGCCCAGCUGCGAGCCGAGCUGGAGAGCUCGCAGGUCUCCAACAGCUACGCCACCAACUACUCGGGCUGGCUCAGCAUGGGCACCAACCUCGUCACCAGCAUCGUGGAGAACUUGCAGCUGAAGAUACGGGACGUGCACAUGCGCUACGAGGACCGGGAGGCGGGCGGCCAGGCCUUCGCGCUGGGGGUGACCAUGGGGGCGCUGAGCGCCCAGAGCUGCGACGACACGUGGGCGCCGCGCUUCGUGGGGCCCGAGAUGGGGGAGGCCUCCUUCAAGCUGCUGGAGCUGAGCGGGCUGGCCGUGUACUGCGACCUGGUCGGCCCUGACGAGCUUCUGGGCUGCCUCUCGCACGCGGAGCUGGUGGAGGCGAUGCGGGACUGCAUCGCGCUCGACCACAGCUUCCUGUUGUCGCCGGUGAGUGCGCAGGCGCGCUUGAAGCGCAACAAGAGCAACCAGCCGCUGCGCUCGAAGACGAAGCCGAGGGUCGUGUGCGACGUCGAGUUCCAGGAGGUGCCGCUCUCCUUGACGGACCGGCAGUACGGGCGGCUGGUGGGCUGCGUGAAGGGCCUGCUGCGUGCGGAGAGCGGGCGGAGGCGUCGCGGCUGGCGGCCCGCCCGCCCCCCGGCCGAGUGUCCCCGCGCCUGGUGGGGCUACGCCGCGCGCUGCUCCGUGCCCGGCUGGCGGCCGCGGCCCGCCGUGCGCUCCUGGGAGCAGGCGCUGGCCCGCGCCCGGGACAACGUGGCGUACGUGGGCGCCUGCGCGGGACUGCUGGCCAGCCCGGCCGCCACCCUGGCCCCGGAGGCCCGGCUUCUGAAGGAGGCCGUGGAGGCGGAGCGCGGCUACGAGGAGCUCCGCGCCCUCCGCGAGGUGGCGCUGAGGAAGGUGCAGGCGCAGCGGAGCGCCCCGGCGCCCGGGGCCGGCCGCGGCACGCUGCUGCAGUGGUUCCCGCAGCUCUGGGGGUGGAGCAACACUGCGGCACCCCCCGGGCCGGACCCCCUCGCGGGGAAGGAGGCGGAGAUCGAGGAGGAGAUCCUGGACGUGCUGGCGGACAGCAUGGAGAACAACACUCUGCUGCGGAGGGACACCGUGUUCGGGCAGUUCAACCUCACCCUCAGGAAGGGGACCUUCCACCUGUGCACCGUCCGCGAGGGCGGCGAGGGAGAUGCCGGCAGGGUGAAGCCGGUGAUCUCGCUGGAGUUUGAGGACAUGGGGGUGGGCUGGGAGUCGCGCCCUCGCUCCGGCUCGCACAAGUUCAGCCUGGUGCUGGGGGGCAUCUUCCUGCGGGACCAGCUGACCCGGGACACGGCCUUUCCCGUGCUGGUGGGCCCCCAGCAGCUGGAGACUAGCGUGUUCCCGGCACGCUUCCGGGUGCCGCGCUCCGCCGGCCAGCCGGGCCGGAGCAGCCCCGACAAGCCCCUGUUCAGCCUGCUCUACGAGUACAAGCCGUUCAGCUCCGCCAAGGAGUACAGGCUGCAGGUGGGCACGCAGUCGCUGGAGGUCGUGUACAACGUCUCGGCCCUCGAGUGGCUGACGGACUUCUUCACGCGCCCGCACCAGACGCCCGACGCGGAGCUGCGGCGAGCGGCCAGGCACCGCUACGAGGCCAUGAAGCAGAAGACCAAGGAAGAGCUCAAGAAGAACUGGGAUCAGAUUAUUCAAGGAGGGCUGAAUGAUCGCAAAACUUGGGACAUUGAGUUGGAUAUAUCUGCUCCUCAGAUCAUAUUUGUAGAGAAUUUCUGCGACAAGAAUUCUCUGAUUGUGGUGGUAGACUUUGGGAGAUUCCAUUUCAGCAACCAGCCAGAAUCCGAACUCCAGCAGGAAGCGCCCACACAGGAGAAAGUUAGUGAUGACGAAGAUGACUUCCAGACACCAUGUUCAACCCCGCCUGGCAGUGAAGCUAGCCUGUCGGAAUCUCAGACGAUGACCAACAUAACAAGCUUAUCCGCAAAAUCUAACAAUGCGACCAGCUGCGUCACGAAUGUUACUCUUCACGAGAAACUUUAUGACAGGUACGCGAUAGAGCUGAGCGAGCUGCAGGUGCUGGUGGGGCGGGUGAAGGACAACUGGAAGUACGCCCACAUGCGCGGCACCUCCGCGCUGCACCUGCUGGACCGGUUCAGCAUCUCGCUGCGGCUGGAGCGCUGCCUGGUGCCCACGGCGGACCCCGACUUCCCCAGCCUCACGCUGGCCGGCAACCUGCCCAAGCUGGUGGUGCACCUCAACGAGCAGAAGAUCCUGGCGCUGCGCACCAUGGCGGGCCUGGUGGCCGCCCGGGGGCUGCCGUCCCCGCUCAGGACGGUGGAGCCGUGCGUUCCUCAGCGCGACUUGCCGCCUGACGCAGAGACUGCAGCAGGUGCAGAGAGUGGCUCGGGCGACUACAGGGACGGUAUUUGGGAGAAGUCACGUCUCCUGAUCCUGCAGUUCACCGUCGACCACUUGUCGCUGGAGGUGCAGUCGCGGGGGCGGAGCGUGGCGGAGCUGCAGGUGUCCGGGGCGAGGGCGUCCUACACGAAGCACCCCUUCAACACCAGCGUGUGCCUGAGCGUCCACAGCCUGCUGCUGGUGGACGCCCUGCAGACCUUCGGCCCGGACUUCGAGCUGCUCGUGGCCAGCCACAAGCACGUCAGCAUGGACAGCGUGAGCGGCAGCCUGCGGGACAGCGAGCCCACCUCCCCCACCUCCCCGGCCUCCCCCGACGCGGCCGCCGCCAGGGCUGCCAAGGUGACCUCGCCCGUCGCCAUCUCGCAGGCGCUGUCCCACCUGCAGACGGAGCGGCACGGCGCCUCCUUCAGGGCCGUCUCGCCCACUAUGUCGCCCCUGCACCCCACCUCGCCGCACGGCAUGGGCCUCGCCCCCUCCAUCUCCCUGGACGCCGCCGACUCAGAGGCGCUCAUCACGGUGGAGCUGGAGAUCAUCCGGAGCCCCGACGACCGCAGCGCGGAGGACGUUCAGGUGGCAGCGAUCCAGUUCAACAGCCUCGACGUCAUCGCCAACCAAGAGACUGUGGUGGAGCUGAUAGGAUUCCUGCAGCGCGUGUCCCCACUCGUGAAAGCUGCACCUCGGAAACACCUGCAGCCGUCUCAGCCGGCCGACCAAGCAGCGUCAAUGGCCUCGGAGUCGCAAGCGACCAGCGGACUGCAGACCCCGAGCGCAGCGACCCGCCUGGAGGUCACCUUCGACUUCCACCGCCUCAACGUGUUGCUGCUGAGAGCCGUUUUCAAGGACGGGAUCGUGGUUGGGAGGAAGAUCGGGACGGCGACAAUGUCCGAUGCCAGGAUUCAUGCUACAGUAGGCGAGGAGGUGGUGGCGCAGGGCUCGCUGGGCGGGCUGCAAGUGCUGGACCUCACGCCCGAGUGCCGGCGCCACCAGAGGAUCCUCAGCCUGGGCAAGGACCCCCUGGCCGAGCGAGACCUCAACGCGGAGCUCUACGCGCUGGGGCAGCACGGCUCGCCGGCGGGCGGCCAGCGCGAGGCCUUCAGCUUCACCGUCCGGCGGUCCCUGGUCAGCGAGUCGGACAUUCCAGAAAUUAAACUUCGGAUGGCCUCUGUGUGGUAUACACAUUCUGGUCUUUUCAUCAACGAAUUGCAGUCUUGUGCGUCGGAAUUCAAGCAGUACCUUGCUAAUCUGGCUAGGUCCAUCAAGACAGCUGCCACAGAAAUGGCAUUGGGCCUCGUUCAUGCCAGGGCGGAGGCGCUGGCCCAGAGCCUGCACCGCAGCUCCCGCCUGGCCACCCCCCUCGCCGGGGACCGCCGCCGCAGCUGGAGCCUCUCCUGGGAGCCCCAGGAGGGGGCGGCGUCCAGCACGCGCAACAACACCCCGCACGCCCCCAGCAGCCCCGGCGCGGAGGAGGAGCUCCUCCACCUCUCCCACUUCAGGCUGGACCUGGAGCUGGCGACGCCCGUGGUGGUGCUGCCCCGCUCGGCCACCAGCGCCCAGGUGCUGGUGGCGCACCUGGGCAAGAUCCGGGUCAGCAACUGCCUGCCGUCGUCGCCCGGUUGCGAGGAGCCGUGGAGCCUGCAGCGCCACCAGCGCUACAGCGUCGAGGUCCGCGACAUGAACCUCUUCUCUCUCGACACGCUGCUCAACGCCGCGCCCGCCCAGUCCCAGCCGGCGGCGGAGAGCGCGCCCGUGCCAGCGGAGCGGCUGUACUCGUGCGUGAGGCACGGCAAGCCCGUGCUCCACGACACGGAGGUGCAGCUGGUGGUGGACCGCGCCGUAGGGCACGGCGUCCCAGGCGUCCUGCUGGGGGGGGACUACCUGGACGCGGAGCAGGAGGAGACGCUUCAGGUGUCGGGCGGCGUGGUGUCGGCCCUGAAGGUGUCGCUGUCCCGCCGGCAGUACGAGCAGCUGCUGGACACGGCCUGCACGCUGCUGGCGGAGGUCUGCCCCCCCGCGGAGGCCCUGGUGUCCGGGGAGCGCCGGCUCGAGGGCAUCCGGGAGGAGGGGGAGGCGUCGGAGCCCGUCCGGGACCCGGGGCUACUCGCCCGCCACCGCUUCUCCGUCAGAGUGUUGUUUGAGCUGCCGAAACUGACGGUGGAGCUGCGGAGCGACGUGGGCCGGGGGGAGCAGGGUCUGGUGGACCUCACCCUGCAGGACUUCAGAGUCCAGUACGACAAGUCUCAUCAGCACGAGACAAACAUUCAGAUCUCGCUGCACUCGCUGCUGAUGGAGGACCUGCUGCGGGAGCGGGACUCGAGGCACCGCUACAUCGUGGUGUCGGCGGUGGCGGCGCCGGAGCGGCGUGCGGGGGCCGUGGUGUCGGCGUCCUGCCCCGACCUGGCCUGCCACCGGCCGGCCUGCCAGCUGCGCGGGUCCCUGCCCGACCACCUGGGGGCCCACGCUGCCGGUAGAGCGUCGAAGGUGGAGUACCCCUGCACCCCGCCCCCCUCGCCUCGCCCGGCCUCGUCGCCCUUCUCCCUGACCCGGGAAGACAACCUGGUGCACGUGGACGUGAUGCUGGUGGACAGGAGCGCUCCGACGUUCGCCUCGCAGUACAACUCCGUUUACCGCUCGGUGAAUGUCAACUUCAACUCCUUGGACGUGAUAGUGAACGUGGAGUCGUGGGUGGUUGUGCUGGACUUCUUCGGGUUCGGAUCUGCGAGCGGCGGUGCAGAGGACGUGGGCCAGCAACGGCAGGCGGCCGUUCAAGAGACUUACGACCUUGGGGCGGGGGCGAACUCGGAGCUGGAGGUGCAGGUGCGGUCGCUGACGCUGGUGCUGAACGAGCCGGAGCACGAGGUGGCGCGGGCCAACGUCUCGCACCUCAGCAUGCACGUGAGCUCCCGGCGCCGCGGGCAGACCGUGGCCGGCCGGCUGGGCAGCAUGUCGCUGCUGGACCUCACCCCGCGCGGCCGGCGCUACCGCGAGAAGUUCCUCUCCUCCGGCGACCAGGUGCUCCACUUCACCAUGGUCAGUUACUACCCAGAUGAGAAAAGUCCUGAACCGCCCUGUGACAUGCAGCUGAAAAUUGAGAUGUCGUCAGUGCUGUACGUUCACACUAAGCGAUUUGUUGCUGAAAUCCACGAAUUCUUCUACCGCUUCCACCAACUCCAGGAAGUGGUUGAGAGCAUUAGAUUGGCCACCUCCAUAGGUUAUGAGCCGCGGAACAGGCGCAGUACCCGCCUGCUGGUGGAGCUGCAGGCUGGCUCGCCGGUCAUACUGCUGCCUGUCAGCUCCGAGUCCCCGGACAUGCUGGUGGUGGACCUGGGCAGGCUGUCCGUCAGCAACAGCUUCCAGCCGGCCGGCGCCCUCCCCGCCCAACAUGGCGGCCCGCUGCUGGACGUGAUGCUGGUGGAGCUGCUGGACAUGGACCUGUACGCGGGCCGGAGCGAGCCGAAGCCCGAGCAGCCGUGCUGUGGGCUGCAGCUGGGCGGGAGCUGCGUGAGCAAGCAGGGGCCCUCGCUGCUGCGCGAGAAGUGCCGGCUGCUGCUGCAGGUGGACCGCAACCUCGACACGCACCUGGUGCGCCCCGUUCCGGACCUGAGCGUGAAGGGCGUGCUGUCCACGCUGCACGGGGCCCUGGACCUGUCCCAGUACCAGCUGAUCCGGGGGCUGCUGGCGGGCAACCUCGCCGAGCCGCUGGACGACCUCCGAAGCAGCCGCGCCGUCGACAACCACUCGCCCAGCAAGCAGGUUGGGGCAUUUGGCCAGGUGUGGACACACUUUUCCCUGCAGCUGGACCUACUUAAUGUGACCUUGAAGCUGCAAGUCAGUCAUAGUACCAACUCACCGCUUGCCUGCAUCAACUUCAUCAAGUCCCGCCUGCUUCUCGAAACAUUCAGCAAUGGCACUCAGGACGUGGAUUUAGUGUCGCAGGAAAUCCUGGUUGCCGACACACGAUUUCAAGCUGAACCUGUUAACAAACGUUCAAAUGUGUUCACAAACAUACUCCAACCAAUCAACAUGUCUUUUGAAGGAGAUCGUGUUCAGGCUGAAGUUCAUCACAGGAGCAAGCCGGGCCACUCGAAGUUCACGAUACUGCUGAACAACAUGCGGUUAAUGGCGAUAUUGGAUUGGUGGGAAGCUGUGAAGAGCUUUGUGCUUGGAGUGCAGCCAUGUCAGUCAGUAGAUGGCGACGGCAAUGGGAACGCCGCCAGCCACUCGGAAGAAGGUGCGAGUGGUACGGACAGUGAGUUGCCACUCGUGGCCCAGGCGGCUCCACCCACCGAACCACAGGAGGUGGUUUCCAUUGAAAUGAAUUUGAACAUCACGGAUUCCGAAGUGGUGGUCAUUGAGGACACCUCCCAGUGGGAUUCUAACGCAGUCAUCCUCAAGAGCACGACGGUGGUGUCGUACCAGCCCCACGUGGCGGACAAGCCACUCUCCUGCAACCUGAACCACUGCGAGAUGUUCUCCUGCGUGCUGGGCAUGGAGGACGAGACGGCCCUGUCCAUCAUCGACCCGGUCACCGUCAACAUGGAGGUGGCGCGCCGCCAGGGCGACGGCGACCGCGUCCUCGAGGUCCAAAUGCAGCAUUUGAGUGUUCGCUUGUCGUACCACGACAUGCGAAUGUUUGUCCAGAUUAUGAACAGUCUGUCGAAACAGACGUCUUGGCUACAGAGACAGGACUCGCAACAGGAGACGAGACCAACAAACAUCCAGCACCAAGUCGACAAACUCUCUGCCCUGGGCUUCCAUCCGGACGACUGUGCAGUCGCUCUCCAGAGAUGCGAAGGCCAGUUGGACGACGCUGCUCUGUGGUUGACCCAGCAUGUGAAUGCCAGUGGCACGCACCAGGGAUGCAGCUCGGAGGAGAACACGUCCACGCUGUCCUUUGAUGUCAUAGAGGUGCACAUAGGCUGCCUGAGCGUGUGUGUGAUCGACGACUGCCGAGAUGCGGAUGUGCCUCUGAUCGAGCUCUCCCUGUACGAUCUGCUGCUGCGGCGAGAGCUGCGGAACGGCAUCGGCAUGGCCCAGUGCAUGUUCUCCAGCGACUACUACAACCGCAUGCUGUCCGGGUGGGAGCCUUUCACGGAGCCCUGGAGGUGUGAGGUGGAGUGGAGGAAUGACGUGCAGGCGGAGGGAAAGAACAGGACACAGCUGUCGUUAACUGCUCAGGACAUCCUGAACGUGAACAUUACCAGCACCUUGGUCGACCUGUACAAGAACGUGAAGGAGAACUGGACACAGGACAGCCUCUCCUACAGAGACAGAAGUGAUGGUUGUGACAUGGGCAAGGUGGUGACCAGUCCGCCUGGGUACAGGCGUCGUUCACCCUUCGUCCCGUUCGCGCUCCGCAACAACACCGGGUGCAAGCUGUGGUUCGCGACGCUCAUCAAGUCCACGGACAGCGCGUACGAGACAUCACAGGAACAGGAUGCCCUGUUGGAGAGAAACGAAAAGUGGACCCUGGUUUCGCCCAGUGAGGCUGUUCCAUUUACUUUUGAAGGACGAGGUAAGGCCCGGCAUCAAGACACUCACAAACUGCGACUUCACCAACUGAGUGUGCAAGUGGAAGGAUGGUGUGCAGUCGCUCCAGUUUCUGUCGACAAAGUGGGCGUGUAUUUCCGGCAGGCAAAUCCAGAGGAUCAGUUUAACACGCACGUGUCCGGCCCGGUGCGGAUAGUGUUUGAGGUGACCUUGGAAGGGUCGGCGAGGAAGCUGGUCACCGUGAGGUCGGCCCUGCUGGUCUGCAACCAGCUGGAAGACUCGGUCGAGAUAAAGCUGGACACUUCCAGCAUGCUGGGCCUGAGCCGGGGCACGAGGCUGAUGAGCGUGCCGCCGGGGGCCACGGCGCCCGUGCCCCUCUCACACGUGGCCGCCACCGUGCUGGUGCGCCCGCAGCCUCUGGGGCAGGGCUACGUGUUCUGCAACAAGCCCGUGCUGUGGGCGCAGGCGCAGCGGCCCGGCGAGGUGCUGCAGGAGGUGAUGCAGUGCCGCAGCAACCGCGACCACAAGUACAGGUUCUGCACGGCCAUCAGGCGGGAGAACUACCCGCCAGACCGCAUCUCGCACCAGAAGGGCGGCACGCUGCUGCUGCAGCCGGCCCACACCAUCACCCUGCUGCCGCCGAUCAGUGUGACCAACCUCCUGCCCUGCGAGCUGCACUACGCCGUGAAGGAGCUCGGCGGGCAGAGCGGCCGUGUCAGGCCCGGCACGGCCGCCAGCCUCCACCAGGUGGACCCGGAGACCGCGGUGGAGCUGAGCUUCCGGCUGGAGAGCUUCCCGCAGGCGGGCUGCCUGCUGGUGCCGCCGGGCGCGGCCGGCUGCCAGGCCGUGCUGCGGCUGCACGACGCCGUGGGGCGCAGCCUGCUCCUGCAGUGCCGCGUCGCCGUCGCCCAGGGCGCCGGCAUCAAGAUAUCGGUGUCGGCUCCGUUCUGGAUCGUGAACAAGACGGCACUGCCGCUAGUGUUCCGGCAGGAGGGCGUCCCGGACACGGCGGCCGGGCAGUUCGAGGAGCACGAGCUGGCCCGCAUGGUGGCGCCCCUGCUCUUCUCCUUCAGCGACAACGAGGCGAGCCCCACCCUGACCAUGCGUGUCGGCAACCGACUGCACUCGGAAGGAAUACCACAGUUCUGCCAGCAGUUCCACCUGCAGAAGGGGGUGCAGGUGCGUCGCCUGCGGGUGUCGCUGCGGGACUCCCGGCCCGACGUCAUGUACGAGGUGGGCGUGGACGUGCGCCCGGGCCGCGGCCGCUACAGGGGCACCAACAUCGUCACCCUGUCGCCCAAGCACCAGCUGCACAACCGCUGCAGCUACCAGCUGCAGUUCGCCCAGCGCUGCUUCGCCACCACGCUGACGGACCCCGGAGCACAAGCCACGUUCCUGACGGCCGUGCCGGGCUGCUGCUUGGCGUUCCAUUGGCCGCGCAUCGACAAGGACCAGCAACUGUGUCUUCGCCUGGUCGACGUUCCCGGCUGCCUUUGGUCCGGCGGAUUCGUCAUCAAUGCUAACGAUUCCCGUCACAUCAUAGUGAGGGACGGAAGUGGUCGGAUGUAUUUCUUGCGAGUGGAAAUAGUUCUGCAGGGAGCCACGUACUUCAUUGUUUUCACAGACGCAGACAGCAUUCCUCCCCCGAUACGUAUAGAUAACUAUUCCGAAGUACCGUUACAUUUUUACCAGAGCUGCGUGGCGACGGAGAGCCUGCACGCGGUGGUGCGGCCCCACACCUCGGUCCCGUACGCCUGGGACGAGCCCACGCAGGCCCACGCGGUGACCCUGGUGGCCCCGGGAGGGGUGUCGGCCCAGUACGACCUGACCCACCUGGAGCAGUCGGGCGACACCUGGGAGGGGGCCAGCCUCACCUACGAGAACUUCAUCUACAUCGCCUUCACCGCCACCUUCCGCAGGCUGCAGGAGGACGGGGAUGUGCGCUGGAGCCCGCUGGAGCUGGAGAGCCAGCAGCUGGUGCUGGAGGUGCCGGCGGGCUGCAGCUGGGUGGUGCUGGCCCGCAAGGUGCCCGGCGCACGCUCCCAGCUGUGGCGCAUGAGCGGCGAGGGCCAGCUGCAGCACGAGGGCAGCAGCCCGCCGCGCGACCCCCGCUCCCGGCACCCCGCCCGCUCCGACGUCAUGGUGCUGGACAUCGCCGGGCCGGCCCCUCAGCCCAUGCAGUACCUGAACCUGGUGCUGCGCAGGAAGGACCAGCGCCGCGCCUCCACCCAGACCUGGCACUUCUCCCCCGACGGCCGCCUGCGCUGCCUGCACAACAACAUGUGCGUGCAGGCCAAGGACGGCUUCUUCGGUCUGCGCGAAGGGAGCGAGGCCGUGCUGGGGCCGCCGCAGCCCGUGUGCCACCAGCUGACGGGCGGAGUGCCGGUGGAGCAGGCCGUGAGCCGGCAGAAGCUGCGGCCCGGCUCGGGCUUCCUGGCCGUGCGCCUCACCACGGACGGGCCCACCUCCGUCCUCCGCGUCUCCGACCUCAAGGAGAAGACAAUGUACCUGGUGACGGAAGACCGGGACUGGGGCAACAUCUCGACUGCCCAGAUGCCUCCCCUCGUGCAGGAAGGGGUGGCCAAGCCGACGCCACAAGAUGCGCGAGAAGUGCAGGUGACGGUGGACCUGCCGUGCGGCGUGGGCGUGAGCCUGGUGUCGCGCCGCCCGCCCGAGGAGCUGCUGUUCGCGCACCUCACGGGCAUCUCGCUGGAGCUGAGCUGCUCGGCCGCCGCCCAGCGGGUCUCGCUGGCCGUGCAGGACCUGCAGGUGGACAACCAGCUGCUGGAGGGGGCCUGCCCCGUGGUGCUGCACGUCACGCCCUGCUCCGCCAAGGGCACGGAGCAGCCGGGCCGGCACGCGCUCAGCCUGGCCGCCGAGAGGAGUCUCGCGGGCCGCACCCCCACCUGCGACAACUUCAAGUACCUGAUCAUCUCGAUGAAGAACCUGACCAUCACCAUAGAGGAGCUGCUGCUGUUGAAGCUGUUUGCGUUCGCGGGCUUCAACCACCUCAGCCCCGAGCAGAUGGACGUGGACGAGAACGACUUCGAGGUGCAGCGGAUACUUGCCGAGGUGACCUCGGUGCAUGCCAAGAAGUACUACUUCGGGACGCUCGAGCUGCGGCCGGGACAGGUGCGACUGAGCGUGGUGACCACCAACAAGCUGCCGGUCCAGCUGCAGUCCAUCAAGAGGAAGCUGGGGCUCACGCUCAUCAAGUUCGAGGACGCCAGCGUGACCCUGAAGCCCUUCGUGAAGAACCACCCGUUCGAGAGCCUGCAGUUCCUCCUGCACGCCAUCCUCAAGAAGUACAAGGACGAGCUGAAGUGGCAAGCUGCGGUCAUCCUGGGCUCCGUGGACUUCCUGGGGAACCCCCUGGGCCUGCUCGGGGACGUGGCUGAAGGCUUCUCCGGCCUCAUCUACGACGGCAACAUCGAGUCCUUGGUGCAGAACGUUUCCUACGGCAUCUCAAACUCGGCCGCCAAGGUCACGGAGUCGCUGUCGGACGGGCUGGGCCGCAUGAUAAUGGACGAGCAGCACGAGGAGAUGCGACAGAAGAUACGCAAGGUGCAGGUUGGCAGCAGUGGGGACCACCUGGUGGCUGGCUUCAAGGGCCUGGGCUUCGGCCUGCUGGGAGGGGUGUCCAGCAUCGUCAAGCAGACGUACGAAGGAGCCUCUGCCGACGGCUGGUCGGGCCUGAUCUCGGGCUUCGGCAAGGGCCUGGUGGGCACGGUCACCAAGCCGGUGGUGGGGAUCCUGGACCUGGCGUCGGAGACCGCGAGCGCCGUGCGCGACUCCAGUCGCAGCGCGAAGCACGUGGUGCCAGCUCGCUUCCGCCCGCCGCGGUGCGUGACCGGCCCGGGGGGCCUCCUGCCCCCCUACUCCAAGAAGCAGGCCCAGGGCCAGGAGUUCCUGUACGUCAUCAACAACCAGGACUACUCGGAGUUGCUCAUGGCGUACGAGUGCCUGCUGGGAGGGGCCGAGGAUCUGCGGGUGCUGGUGUCCAGCGAGCGCGUGCGGGUGUUCACGGUGACGGCGGCCGGGGCGUGCUCCGUGGUGCUGGAGGCGCCCCUGGACAAGCUGCUGCACUGCCGUGCCGUCGCCGGGCCGCGCCACUACAUCGAGCUGGCGCGCCGCCUGGAGCCCGCGGGGCACGAGCGCCUGCGACGCCCGCGCGUGCGCUGCGAGUCCCUGCCCCUCGCCCAGUGGGUUUCCCAGCAAAUAAAUUAUGCUAAAGGCAUGUACGAGGAACGGCGAAACACACUCAUUUCUAGCAGCGACACUGUUCUAGAAGACUGACUGUAGUAUAUUUUUAAAAACUGAACUAUUAGUUGUGAAAAACUGUGUGAUGAUAUCCAUGUACAUUUAGAUAAGGAAUUUCAGCUAUGUAAGUAAGUUAAGUUUUUACUUUGUUUAGUGAUAAGUUAAAUUUUUUAUGAACAAAGAUUAUAGUUGUUACAGUUUUGUCUUUUGUAAGUGAAGUGGUAUUUUGAAAUGUGCCUUUCGUAUUGCUGAAAUGUAAUAUCUGAAUUAUGUGUUGGUUGGGAGGGGCCAUAAUAGUGGUUUACGUGUGUUGUGGGAACAUUAGGCAACCCAGAUGUGACACAACAUACAUCAGUUAAUUUUUAAGAGUUAAAUUUAUCGAAAGAAGCUGUUUUUCAAAUUCGUUCCAUGUUCUUGACAAGCAACAAGAUUUUUGUUAAUGCUGGGUGAAAAAUCACUGGGGUACAACAUUUUAUUGCAGCGGCUAAACAUGAUACUUUCCACAAAAAAACCUCUAUUAUUGAUGAAUGUCUGUAUGCCCCAGCAAGUUGGAAGAUUUAUUAGACGAGGUUUGUUUUUCAAAGAGGGUUUUUUUUUUUUUUGGGGGGGGGUGUUGAAAGUGUUCUGCAAUUUGACAUUCAGUAGCAGGAGCUACAACCAACAUACAGGAAGGCCACCACUGAGUAGUGCCUUCCUUAAGGUUCUGUUUCUCAUGAAGUAUGUCAUUUUCAGCUGUAAUAUGUCACACAAAAUAUCCUCAUUGCAAACACUUGCUUGACUUUUUACCACUAUUAUAUAAUAUUUAUUUAAAUAACUGUUGAAAAAAUUAAGUGAAACAUAAUUUGCUAGAGAACUGUGAUGGUAAAUCUCCCGGGAAAGCUCUCGAUGGAAAGCGACGACAAGAGAAUGUAAUGUCCAACACUGCGAGUGAACCAAGCCUUAAGAGGAUUUGAAAAGUCGCAUCCUGCAUGAAUGACAAAAAUAAAAAACAUUAAUAAGAUAUGUACAACUUUUCAGACUUCUGUGGUGUUUGUGUUCUAUGCUACAUUUUUCUUUGCAGAGAUUUGAAUAUUCAUAAAUAGUCAAAAAGAUUUUUAAAAAAAAUGGGAUAUAGUUAUUGAUAAAAUAAGGUCUUGAAUAAAUUAAUAAAAAAAAACAUUUGACUGUAAAAUUAUUAAAAUCAUAUAAGGAAAACCUCUUUAAUAAUCAAAUCUUAGAAGGAAAGAAAUAUAUUUCAGUGAUUUUCUUUCGCAGGUGCAUAAUAGCUUAAAAUUAUUAUAUACAUAUUGUUUUGUUCUUAUAGCCAAAAAAAUUCCAUAUUUGUUUUUUUGGGUUCAAACCCCUUAUUUUAUAAAAAAAAAACUGCUUGCAAUAAAAAAAAUACUACUAUAUUUGUACAUUCAGUUUUCCAUAUAGAAUUCUGUCAAGCAGUUCAGAUUCUAUUAUUGUUUUAAUAUUCUUCAUUCAUGCAUGAUGUGACCUUUCCUAUCCUCUUAAGGAUCAAAUAAAGCUCUUCAUAGUGUGGUCUUUAGCACAAGAUCCUUACAGGUGCGAAAUCAUCUUCCUUUUCACUCCAGAUGGGUACAGUAUCCUUUUGUUAGUCCGUGUGUAAGUGGCUAUUUGAGGGAUGUAGUUUUUUAAAGGUGAGUGUUAAGAUUAAUUAGUAUUGUAUCAAAAUGUAUCUGAAUAAAAAUGGAUUACAUUCCUCAAUAAAGCUGCAGUAUUGUCUCGUAUGUGGUCUGUGGAAUGAGUAAAUAAAAGUAAUUGCUUGUGUAACAACGCUUUAAAGGACUAGUGACGAAAAAUACGUCCUAGCUUAGAAAACUUCACAGAACGUUAAUAAAAUGUUUCUGGUGUUUCAUUUCAAAACAUUUUCCAAAUCACUGGCUUUGAUUAAUGAUAUUGGCUCCUCCCAAUUAAAAUUUGUAAAUAUAGAAGAAUAGUGUUCUGAACUAGAUGUUAACAUGGUCAGAUACCGGGUACUAAUGUUAAUAAAUAUCAAUGCAAUACAUAUGUGAUAAUGUAGUGUACUUUUUUUUUUUUAUGUAGUUCAGGUUUAUUUCAAAAUGGUUUCAAGUAUUUGUGUAUCUUAAUGCAUGAUAACUGAGAUGACAGUUUUUUGGCUAAUAAUUGCAAAGGAAAACUCAGAAAAGCUUUCACCGUAACCCCCUACCUAUUUUUUUAAUACUGCUUCUUGCAUUAAUUUCUCAGUGGCAUAUUCGUACCAAAUGUCAGUGUGAAAGCAAGCAAAGUUAAUUCAUAAUCAGAUCUUGGGCCCAAAUCAUCAUUAAUUAUUUACAAUUUCCAUUUGUAUUUUUGAAAUAUUUUUUCAACUUAAAUAUAAGGAAGUUUAACCUUGCUGAUUAUGAAAUGCAUUGUAGUUAGCUUCUUCAUCAUAUGCAAAAAUGAUAUAACAUUGAACACAGGCAUAGCUGGAGGCUACUGAGAUUGUAUGCACUAUUUGAUGAGUACUGAAAUUAGCAAAAAUUCACUGUAAUAUCACACACUAAACAACAAAAAAUACUAUGUAAAUGUCCUCAGAUAUUAAAUUUUUGCUACUUAAAUUCAAUUAAAAUGAGCAACAAUAAUUUGUAACCUCAAAAUUGUUAACAGCUGUGACUUUUUAAAAUUCUGUAUAAUUUUUGUUUGUGUAUUUCUCCAAGCAUAUUACUUAACUUUAAAUGAUUUGUAUAAAUAAAAUAGUCAAACUGAUGGUUCAAUACACAGAAUUUCUUAACUUGUACUUAAAAUCCCAUUGCAAUUCUGUGUACAGACGUACAUAAGAGACAUAUUUUUGACUCUGAGAAUGAUUCAGUCAUUGUGUUUGCUAAUUAAGUUUAGAACUGGUGGUCUACUGUAUUGUGAACAGCUUUUUCUCAUCUACAUUUUUAUUUCAUUAAUGCAGUACAACUUUAUACCCAUAAUAGGUUACAUCAGGUUUUAUGGAGCCAAGGUUAGUUUAAUGCUACAUUUUUUGCCACACAAAAAAUUAUAUAUUGUCAACAGAAUGAAACUCAAUUUGGCUCACAAACAGCGCAUUCCAAAAAAUUUAGAAUAUAAUAAUUUUAUGACAGCUACAAGUUUUGUGGUGGUUGUAGAACUUUGUUCUACUAAAUGUUUUCCAGAUGCUCAGUGGUCCUACUUAAAUACUUUCUCUGGUAUUUGAACUCUACUAGUUGCCAGCUCCAACUCCAAAGGCAUAUAGAACUGUCCUUGCGAAGCACUUCAGACCAUGAGAUGUUUAUACAUAUUUGUUAAAAUUAUUUUGUUGUGAUGAACCUGCAGCUGAAUUUUGUCCGUCGAGUAGACGCAUCCUGUAUUUGGAAACAAUAAUAAUAAUGUGUAUUAUUUUUAGUUUUAUGCUGGUUUGUGAUUUCAUUAAUUUAGAAUUUUUUUUUCCUAAUCAUCAUGAAAAGUAUUUACACUUUCAGCCAUUCAUUUUCACGCACUACUUCGUGAUGGAUGUACAAGUGUGACGUACAGUAGACUCCCGAUUAUCCUGCGUAAUGACUGGCAGGGGAUCCACGGAUAACCGAAAAACAUGGUUAAAGCAAUGUCUGAAAAGAACUGUUUAUUUUAAAAAUUGUUUCCCAACUAUACAAACACUUAAUGAAGUCAAAUUUACACACACCAGUGACGUAACAGUGCCGUGGCCGGCACGUAAUGUCACCGAUCGUGAUCUCGUAUAGAUUUUCUGUUCAAAAGGGAUAAUUUCAUCUAUUUUCUGGCAACUACACCCUGUCUACCAGUUGCAAACGAUAUGUCCUUGUUUCACAGCCGUGCAAGUAAUCCAGCAGUCACGGCAUGUUACAGAACUGCUUGCAGUGGCACAGACAUGCACUGGGCGAGUGGAAACAAAACCCUUCAAAUUCCUAGAACGAGCCAGCCACGGCUCUGUCGCGACACUAGCCACAACACUGUCGCGACACUAGCCACGGCACUGUUGCGACACUGGUGUGCUUAAUCGGCCUUAAGGUUGUACGUAAUAGGUACUAAUGUGAUAAGACUAAUUUACAGAAACACUUGCAGUAUGUAUCUCUAAAACAUAGCCCUAUUUUACGUCAUCGUAGUUUACGUCUAGCUGGUAGGAAAUUUUUAAUUUUCGUGCUGUCACCAUCACUGUACUGUGACCGCCGGAUUAUUUCCGAACUGUAUUUUCUCGUUUCACGGCCGUGGUGGAAAUUUACGAGUGUCGAGUACCGCUCAUUUGUGUUUAUUAUUGAACAUUACUGUCUAAAGAUUACGACAGAAAAUAUUCUGCUGCAUUGUAACCACUGCCUUGAAACUACAUAGGCCUAUUAUUGCUCGUGCGAGGCACCGAACAGUGGCGUCGUGCCGGCACCAGUCUGAGCACUGUUCACAAGGACACGAACACAAGCACGCACUGCUUUCAGGAGUGCGUUUAUAAGUUACUCUAGCAGUUUACAAGUUCGUGAUGCAUACUGCUCUUAACAGCUAUGAAUGCACUAUGUUUGGCAGAAUUUUUCAUCUUGAAUCAUAGUAUAAAAUCCUCUUGUCACAUCAAUAGAUCACAAAAAUAAGAAACAUAAUCAAAAAUUGUUUUGGUGUUUUUUGUUUGUGGAAAUAAAAUAACCCACACACAGAUAAUUGGGAGUCUGCUGUAUAAGCAAUUUGAAGAACGAUAACCUAUCUCUCAGUAUAUCAGUGUAUCUCUUGGAUUAUAGUGUUUGAGUGGGAUAGUCCCAUUUGAUAUUAUAUCUUGGCUUUGUCAUUAAGCAAAAGUUACUGUAUCUACCUGCAACAUUGCCUCUUAAGUUUGCAACAGUUCCUACUCUUACUUCAUGUUGGCUAUAGUGGCGUGCAAUGUACCCAUUUCUUAGUAUUACGUGGACUAGCCCAUGUAUAUAAAACAUUCACUUAAUUGGCAAUGGUUUCGGGUAUAUGUACUAUAUAAAUGUUCAUUUAGGGUGCAGUCAGCAAAAUGCUCUAGAAUGUUUAGUAUGUUAAGCAACAUUGCUGUUAUCGCACUCACAAGCACAUGUUUUUGUAACCUAUCUCGAGCAUUAAUAUGGUGAUUUUGAUUGGUGAUGUUUGAAAUUAAUGUUUGUAAAAUUAAUCAUUUGAAAUUCAUUUGUGUAAAGUGUCCUAGAAUGUAGUUUUAACGUUCAUAGUUUUAGCAGAGGAAUGUCAGAACACAAGUACCUAAUUAGUAAGUGAUCAGCGAUAACCAUGUUCAAUUAAUACAAUUACACAAAUCGGGAAGUAAUAAUUAUUUAUAGGAAACAACAAAACUUUUUAGUAAACACCCUGUUAUACUAUAAAAUUAAAAGAAUUUUUUUAAUAUUUUUACUUUUUCCAAACAUUCAAGGUGAACAAAUCCAGGUCAAAGUUGUAUCUAAAAAGCUAGUUUUAACAAAUUUUAAUUCAUUCCAUUAAGAAUUUCUAACAGGUUCUCUCAUUUUUAAUCUUAAAAAAUUAUGCAUUUUCAGUAAUUUGUAUCAGAAACCAUCUCACUUUCUUAAAAAUUCACACCAAUAUAUUUUCUGCCAUUUUGCUCUACCGGCAGCUCUCAGGGUCGGAUGCGAUUGUUGUGGGCUGGAGUGGUGUGUGCUCUGAUGAGCAUGAGCACGAGCAUGAGCACUCAAGAGCAUUUUGUUGUGCUUACCUGUCUGUUAAUGACAUUAUUGCUUAUUGGCUAACUGAUAUGUACUUGCAUUAAAUGUGUACUAGUUAAAGUUGUUCGAUAUAUUAACAUUAAUUAUAUAGUAUUGUGAAUAAUUUUUUUUCUCUAAGUAGUAUUAUAUGAGCUAACUAUUUUCAGCCAAAGAUGAAAAUAAUAUUUUUUGCACAUAUGUAUGUCUCUAAAUUAUUUCAGGUCAAAGGGUUUAAUUUUACAUUUUUUGUUCAUAAUAAUACAUAAUAGUGAAGGGAGCAAUAAAAAUGUUAACUUAGACUUUUAACUUGUCUGCACAUUUGUUAUUGUGUGUUUGUCAUGUAAAUAUGUAGAAUGGUCACCUCUGGCUGCAGAGAUAAAUGUGAAAGUUAAAGUAUUUUAGUUGGGAGACUUCCACUUCCUUCAUACUUAAGAAUACUUGCUACAAGUUUCUGACUGUUGGCCAUAGUUCACAGUGCAGUUGUGCAGUUUUAUUUUUUGUACUUUCUUGUAGAGAUUUAUUUUGUUAUAUUUAACAGUACAGUUGAUCUGUUGAUGUUUAAUCAGAUACUAGUCUGAAUUAAAAUCAGUGUGCUACUUAAAAUAAAACCUGUGUGUUUACUAUA